AGGAUUAAAAAUGGCCUCAUCAUCCAGUAAGAAGCAUUGCGGGGAUAACAACUAUCUAGAAAUGUCUCCAGAAAGAGCUAGAAAAUUAUUUCAUUCUGGUGGUGUACUGCUUAUUUUGAAUCUUCCUGUUGGCUCAGUAUUUGGCAUUGAUAUGAAAGUUUAUCAAGUGGGUGAAAAAUUCAAAGGCCUAAAAAUGAUUCCUCCUGGUUUGCAUUUCAUAUAUUACAGUGCAGUGAGCAAAGAAGGUUGUACUGCUCCUCGUACUGGCUUUUUUCAUUUCUUUUCUCCUCAAGAAAUAGUUAUAAAAAAGUGGGACAACAGUAGUGAAAAUCUGAAUUGUGUGGAUGCAUCUGAAGAAGAAAUACAAAGAAUAAAAGACAACCUGCAGGAUUUGGAUAGAUAUUUAGGUGCAUAUCCUUACCAAACUUUGAAGCAGUGGAAUUAUUUGACAUGCAACAUAUCUGAAUCAUUAGUAAAGAAGUUGCAGCCAUUAUCUGGUACAGUGAGUUCAGUCACUCAGUUAGUUCCUCUAAGUUAUCCUUCACAGGAAAGCACAGAACCAGACAGUACUACAGAGAGACGAUUUCAGACUUUGGAAGAUAAAUAUUUACCAGAUAUGAAGAAAGUUCCAGGAACUGAGAUACGAUUUACAGAUAUCCCUCAAAAUAAGUACCCUGAGGGAUCUUCUGCAGCAGAAAUAACAAUGCACAGCAUGGAUUCAACAUAUGUUUUGGAGCAGUUGUUAAAGUCUUUUGAAAAAGAUGAUGACAUACUCGGUGAGCUGCAGAUGGCUCAUGUGUGUUUUCUUAUUGCACAUGUAUAUGAUGCCUUUGAACACUGGAAAAAAUUAGUACACAUUUUAUGUUCCCUUGAUUCAGGAUUACAGAAACAUUCAAAAUUACUCAAAACUUUUCUUACAAUUUUACACUAUCAGUUAAAGGAAAUACCUACAGACUUUUUUGUUGAUAUAACUUCUGAGAAUAAUUUCCUUGUAAAUACUUUAAGAAUCUUCUUUGAAAAUGUCAAAAGCAGUGAUAUUGAUGAGGAAUUUAAAAUGUUUGCAAAUAGAUUUCGGAAAAGUAUAACAUCAAUAUACAAAUGGGAUUUUGAAGGUGUGCCAGAUGAAGAACAACCUGUAAUGGUAGAUUUAGAAACAUAAAUGCUUAAAACAUGACUUGUAUAUUUGUUUUAUAUUUGUAAAUAUAUAUAUUUUGCAACUCUGAUAAGUGUACUAUAAUUAAUUGCAUUGUUUAUUCAUAAAUAAAUUUUUGUACAGAUAUAUUUUUUAUUGAAAAUACAGUGUUACCUUGGUAUAACAUUAAAAUUUUUUCCAGGUUCUCAGACGUGUGCCAAACAAACUUUUCCAAUAAGAGAUAAAGGGAAAAUAAUUAAGAAUUCAUUCUUAUAGAAAAAUUCUUAUUGUUAUUAUUGUAACACUGUUUAAUGUCAAAAUACAAAUGCAGUGGGUGCAAUAUAUUCUGUACAUAAAUGAAGCACUGCACAUGAUACAAUAUAUAGAUGUUUUUCCUGCUAUUCAGAUCCAAAACAAUUUUUCAACAUGAUUUAAUGUCUUUGAUCUUUGUUUGGUAAUGGAUUUUACCCUUUUAGCAAUGUUAGUUGCUUUAAUAGCAUAUGCUUUUCACAGUACUUGGCAUACGGCAUGCAAUAGUCUCUGAUAUGUAUGCCAUUUUCAUACUUUCAAUAAUCUCUUUUUUUCACCUCUUGAAAUCCUAAAACUUUUCUUCAUUGCUUUAGUUUCUCAUUAAGUUUCCUAAAACUCAUUAGCAAUGAAUUUAUAAAACAUUUACACUACAGACGCAUGCGCGCGCAUACACACACACACACACACACACA
Messenger RNA from Stegodyphus dumicola, 1854 nucleotides. RefSeq names its product protein AAR2 homolog. NCBI's taxonomy places the organism in Eukaryota, Metazoa, Arthropoda, Arachnida, Araneae, Eresidae. Gene Ontology annotation, biological process: spliceosomal tri-snRNP complex assembly. The record is from RefSeq and is a predicted model, not a curated record.